Cynoglossus semilaevis (tongue sole) is the source of this 5095-nucleotide messenger RNA. It is a transcript of the gene tiam1a, whose product is annotated as TIAM Rac1 associated GEF 1a. Gene Ontology annotation, cellular component: cytosol; plasma membrane. Gene Ontology annotation, molecular function: protein binding; guanyl-nucleotide exchange factor activity. The record is from RefSeq and is a predicted model, not a curated record. Gene Ontology annotation, biological process: small GTPase-mediated signal transduction; activation of GTPase activity. NCBI's taxonomy places the organism in Eukaryota, Metazoa, Chordata, Actinopteri, Pleuronectiformes, Cynoglossidae.
ACAAAUACUGUUUUUAUUUCUGGAUCUGAUCUGAUUUUAUUUUUGGAAAGUUUCACUGAAGCCUUUUCCUCCACGUGCAGUUGAAUCAUGGGAAACGUGGAGAGUCAGACCGGGGACGGUGGAUUGUACGGUGACGCCGCGGGACAAAUCUCCCGUAAACACAAGUCUCGCUCCCUCCGUCUCUCCAACAAGCAGCCCAUCACCCGCAGGUCAAGACUUUCCUCCUCGGUGAAACAGGAGCACAGGAACUCCGAGGCCUCCACUCGCUCCUCCAGCACUCCCAGCAUUCCACAGUCGCUGGCGGACAACGGACUGGACCCUUUCAACGCCACAGAUGCUUUCGAGGAGUUCGGCAUCAACCCUCAUUGGACGCAACGGGUGGCUAUGACCAUGCGUCCAGAGUCUGAUGCCCCUUUGGCACCGCCCGCUCCCGAAACCUCCGAGGCGGACACGAUCGCCCAGGAUGGAGGAGAAGACUCUAUGGGGGAGGGAGAGGGGGAUGGAAACGGCCCAGGUGAGGAACGGUACCUUCAGCGCAUGAACGAGGGUCCCGGUGAAGGAGGCGGGUUUCUGAAGAAACGGUCAAAGUCCGCUGACAUGUGGAGAGAGGACAGUCUGGAAUUCUCUCUGUCCGACCUGAGUCAGGAACAUCUGACCAGCACCGAGGAGAUUGUGGGUGGAGGAGAGGAAGUGGAGGCGGAGAAGUUCACCGGACCUGGUGCAGGCUCAGCUGAAAGAGCAUCGUCUCUGGACCAUCUGUGCAGCCAGCGGAGUCCUGGCCUCAGGGGCCACAGGGGCCGUUUACUUAAAACCCGCCGAGAAGCUGAUCGUGAUGGAGACGGACAGCGGGAGGAGGGGUUGAUGUCUCCAGCUGAGGAGGAUGUCGGUGGGUACGGAGCUUUCACGCUUCCUUGCCGACGUUCCCACUGUCUCUCUGAGGGAUUGGCAGGACUUGGCAUUCCAGCUGCUCCGUGUCCUGCUUUCCAGGGUCGACGUGCACAGACAACACAGGACAUCUGUGGGGUUCUUGGUGAAGGCAGUGAGUACGGAGAUAGUGGCAUCGAUGGCGUCACCGCCGAGAUGGACGGCGACGGAGAGCUGGUGUCCCGUCGCUGUAAGGCCAUGUCGGCCUCGUUCUCCGUUUACUCGGCCGCCGAGAGCAGCGUGUUCAACGGCAGCGACAGCGGCAGCAGCAGCGCAGGAGGAGGCGACGGGAGAGGAGGCGAAGGAGGAAGAGGAGGAGUCUAUGAGAAUUUCAGGAAGGAGCUGGACAAUCAAGCCUGGACUCAGGGUAGAGACUGCACUGAGGACGUCGGGUCUGCUGUGAGCGACGAGCAGAGCAGCGGGACACUCAGUAGUGCCUUUCCAUCGGACACUCUGAUUGGCUGCGCACAAGGUACGGUCAGGAAAGCGGGGGCUCUGGCCGUCAAGAACUUCCUGGUGCAUAAGAAGAACAAGAAGGUGGAACCUGCCACGAGACGCAAGUGGAAACACUACUGGGUUUCCCUGAAAGGCUGCACCCUCUUCCUGUACGACUCCGACAGCCGUUCGGGCAUCGACCACAACAGCGUCCCCAAACACGCCCUGUGGGUGGAGAACAGCAUCGUUCAGGCCGUUCCUGAACAUCCGAAGAAGGACUUCGUGUUCUGUCUCAGCAACUCAGUGGGGGAUGCAUUCCUGUUCCAGACGUCCGGACAAACGGAGCUGGAGAACUGGAUCACCGCCAUCCACUCCGCGUGUGCGGCCGCCCUCGCCAGGCAGCACCACAGGGAGGACACGGUGAAGCUGCUGAGAACCGAGAUCCGCAAACUGGAGCAGAAGAUCGACAUGGACGAGAAGAUGAAGAAGAUGGGGGACAUGCAGCUGUCCACUGUCACCGACAGCAAGAAGAGGAAGACCAUACUGGAGCAGAUCUUCCUGUGGGAGCAGAACCUGGAGCAGUUUCACAUGGAUCUGUUCCGCUGCCGCUGCUACCUGGCCAGUCUGCAGGGCAGCGAGCCACCGAACCCUAAACGCCUGCUGGGUUUCGCCUCACGACCCACCAAGUUGGCCAUGGGACGACUGGGCAUCUUCUCCGUGUCCUCCUUCCACGCACUGGUGUCGGCCCGUACAGAGAGCUCCACCAGGAGGAAAAACCAAGCUCCGCCACGAACCUUCAGUAAACGUCGAAGUCGCUUCUCUUCACUCUGGGGUCUGGACACUGUGUCCAAGAGGAAGACAAAAGGACAUCCGUCCAUUAACCAGGUGUUUGUAAGCAGUACCGAGUCCACAAAGAAGCCCUUGGAGAGAAUGGUCGAAGUGGACUCUGCCACUGAGAAAUCUAAGGAGAAAGAAGGAUGUGAGAAAAGUCUUCCUCAGCAGAACCCAGACUGCAGCUACAUCUGGGUUCCGGAAAACCUGACUCCCUCCUGGGUUUGUCUGCCAAACAAUCAGCCCGUGCUGUUUAUCAUCCAGCCGGGAGACUCAGCGCUGGAGGUCCUCAGCUCCAUCUGCAAGACACACAAAAUCGACCGACCGGGCCACUACCUACGGCUGAAGGUGUGUGUUGAGAACCAGAUGUUCUUCUAUGUCCCCAAACUGGAAGACGACAUCUACGAUGUGGUCUACAAAGAGAUCGAGAUCCGGCCCAAAGUGACCAAACUGAUCCGGUUUGACCAGAGCGACUCCUGCGCCGACGGAUACGGAUUUUCUGUGGCCGUAAUUGAUGAAGAUGGAACACAGCAGUUACAUAUUACAGAAGUUAAAGCAGGGGGCGUGGCCUCAGCCAAAGGUUUGAAUCCCGGGGAUGAGAUCCUGUUGCUGAAUGGUAAAGCUGCAUCCGCCCUGCAGAUGGAUGAUCUGAAAGCUGCGUUUGUGAACCAAGCGUUGACCCUGUGUGUCAGCGCUCUGCCACAGCUGGACCCUCAGGUGCUGUGCUCACUUCCCCCUCGACGCUCUGAUGGAGAGCAGGAGACAGCUACGGACUUCUACUCCCAGAGCCACGAAGACAUUCUGGACGAGGUGUCAGGGUUGACGGUGGAGAGCAUGGAUGAAGGUGUGGACGGUCAAGGUCGGCCAAAUCUGCAAAGCCCGGAGGACCAGGAGGACAGAUCCCUCUCCGGGCCUGGACAGAAGAACUCAGACGCGGUCCCUGCCUUUUGCCGCAGCCAGCAUGACAUGAACCCUCUGGAGUGUCCCAUAUCCUGCUCCUCGUCCUCGUCUUCGUCCUCCCUCACCCCCAGCCCAGUGUCGGCUUUUCCUCCCACACCUGGAGCAGCGGCCCAGAGGCAGCUCUCCCACGCCGACAAGCUCCGCAAGGUCAUCAAUGAGCUGGUGGAGACGGAGAAGACCUAUGUCAAAGACCUGAGCUGCUUAAUAGAAUGUUACCUAACACCUCUGCAGAAGGAGAGCUUCCUUACACAGGAUGAGCUGGACGUUCUGUUUGGAAACCUCGGGGAGAUGGUGGAGUUCCAGGUGGAAUUCCUGCGAACGCUCGAAGAUGGAAUCCGACUGGUGCCGGACCUGGACAGGCUGGAAAGGGUGGAGCAGUUCAAGAAAGUGCUGUUCUCCCUGGGCGGCUCCUUUCUUUACUACGCCGACCGCUUCAAGAUCUACAGCGCCUUCUGUGCCAGCCACACCAAGGUUCCAAAGGUCCUGGCUAAAGCAAAAACAGACCCAGACUUCAAGGCUUUCCUGGCUGAGAGGAACCCCAGACAGCAGCACUCGUCCACGCUGGAGUCGUAUCUGAUCAAACCCAUCCAGAGGGUCCUGAAGUACCCGCUGCUGCUGAGGGAACUCUACUCCCUGACUGACCCCGACAGCGAGGAGCACUACCAUCUGGACGUUGCAAUGAAGGCCAUGAACAAGGUCGCCAGUCACAUUAAUGAGAUGCAGAAGCUCCACGAGGAAUACGGAGCUGUCUUUGACCAACUCAUCAACGAACAGACUGCAGACAAAAAGGAGGUGGUGGACCUGUCCAUGGGAGAUCUUCUGCUUCACUCCACCGUGGUCUGGCUCAACCCUCCUGCCUCUUUGGUCAAGAGCAAGAAGGAUCCUCAUCUGGUCGCCUUUGUGUUUAAAACAGCUGUUGUGUUCGUUUACAAGGACGGUUCCAAGCACAGGAAGAAAAUUGGUAGCUCUCACCGAGCGUCAGUGAGUGAUGACCGGGACCCUUUCCGUUUCAGGCACAUGAUCGCAACAGACUCCCUGCAAGUCCAUGCUCUUGCGAAUGCUGAGGGAACGCCCGUGUGUGAGAUCAUUCACAACAAGUCUGAAUCUGAAGGGCGACCGGAGAGAACAUUCCAAUUGUGUUGCAGUUCCCCUGACAGUAAGAAGGACUUCCUGAAGGCAGUUCACUCCAUCCUCAGAGAAAAACAACGCCGGCAGCUCCUGAAGACCGAGUCUCUGCCGCCAAACCAGCAGUACGUCCCAUUUGGGGGCAAACGCCUGUGUGCCCUAAAAGGAGCGCGACCCGCCAUGAACAGAGCAGCCUCAGCGCCAUCCAGAACGCUAGCUCGCCGAAAGCUGGUGAGGAACCGCUUCACCAUCGACACCAACCUGAUUUUCCACGGAGGCAACAACAACAACAGCCACAGUCCCGACGACUCCCACCAACCUCCCUGUCCACCGCUGUUCCAACCUGCCGGCCUUGAGUCGCACAAACCUCAGGAGGAGGACACAGAGCGCUGGGUGGAGGAGCAGUUUGACCUGGGCUCCUACGAAGGCCAGGCGGAGGUCAUCGACGUGGGGCAGAUGAAAGAGACGGACAUUUUAAGCGACGACGACGAGUACUGCAAGUCUGUGCGUGCGGCGUCAGCAGAACCAGCAGAGCUGCAGGGGAAGAUGGAAGGACUCGUGCUGCAGGACGGAAAGACACGGAGCCACAACGUCAACGGACGAUUAGAACCUGGAUUCGGGAUCGUAGAGGAUAAUCGAAUAAAUCACAGCGACGUUUCCGGUUCCUUCUCCUCCUGCGGCGUCUCCUCCGCUCUUAAACUUGCUUCUUUGAAGCAGUUUGCGGUGGAGGAGGCAGUGAGCGACGACAUCUGGGUGCGGAGGGAAGACUUUACCAACGGCUGCAAAAGUGACAUAUUCUGAAAUAAUUCGUGUACAAUUU